Molecule: messenger RNA, 5504 nt
Organism: Tyto alba (common barn owl)
Lineage: Eukaryota; Metazoa; Chordata; Aves; Strigiformes; Tytonidae
Gene: EFR3B
Product: EFR3 homolog B
Exons: 23
Coding region: 282-2822 (846 amino acids)
Biological process (GO): protein localization to plasma membrane
Cellular component (GO): plasma membrane
Source: RefSeq, a predicted model, not a curated record
UGCCCAGCUCCCCGGCCGCCCCCGCGUACCGGUGCAGACGCCGGCGGAGCAAAGCCAGCGCCGUUCCCAGCUGCCAUCAGAGCCGCCUCGGUGACUCAGCAGCCGUGCUGAAAGCUCCCUUAUUUAUUUAAACGGCUGCUCCCGCUCCACUGAGCAUCCCCCCCCCCCCCCCCCCCCCCUCUCCCCGCAGCGAUGCUGCCGCUGGGCCGGCUCCGGCCGUGGCUCGGCGAGGAGGAGAACGCUCCCCAGCACCCCGAACCCCCCGGUUUACUCUCGCCGCGAUGGCUUUGACUACCUGGGCUCUCGGUCCUGCGCUGCGGCUCUGUGCCGCCGGCCCUGCCUGCUCCUGGGAGAUGCUGCACGUGGCCGGAGCCGGUGUGUGCGGCUGCUGCGGCGCGCUGCGUCCUCGCUACAAAAGACUCGUCGACAACAUCUUCCCCGAGGACCCCGAGGAUGGGCUGGUGAAGACCAACAUGGAGAAGCUGACAUUUUAUGCUCUGUCUGCCCCGGAGAAGCUGGAUCGCAUCGGUGCCUACCUCUCCGAGCGGCUAAUCCGAGACGUGAGCCGGCACCGAUAUGGGUACGUCUGUAUUGCCAUGGAGGCCCUGGACCAGCUCCUCAUGGCCUGCCACUGCCAGAGCAUCAACCUCUUCGUGGAGAGCUUCCUGAAGAUGGUGGCGAAGCUGCUGGAGUCAGAGAAACCCAACCUGCAGAUCCUGGGGACUAACUCGUUCGUCAAGUUUGCCAACAUCGAAGAGGACACCCCGUCUUACCACCGCAGCUACGACUUCUUUGUCUCCCGCUUCAGCGAGAUGUGCCACUCCAGCCACGAUGACCUCGACGUCCGGACGAAGAUCCGGAUGUCUGGCAUUAAAGGCCUGCAAGGAGUCGUGAGGAAGACGGUGAACGAUGAACUCCAGGCCAACAUCUGGGACCCACAGCACAUGGACAAAAUCGUGCCCUCGCUGCUCUUCAACUUACAGCACGUGGAGGAGGCUGAAAGCCGCUCCCCCUCUCCGCUUCAAGCCACCGAGAAGGAGAAGGAGAGUCCCACGGAGCUGGCGGAAAGGUGUCUGCGGGAGCUGCUGGGCCGAGCGGCGUACGGCAACAUCAAGAACGCCAUCAAGCCCGUCCUCAUCCACCUGGAUAACCACUCGCUCUGGGAGCCGAAGAUCUUUGCCACGUGCUGCUUCAGGAUCAUCAUGUACUCUAUCCAGCCGCAGCACUCCCAUCUCGUGAUCCAGCAGCUCCUGGGGCACCUGGAUGCCAACAGCAAGAGUGCGGCCACCGUGCGGGCGGGCAUCGUGGAGGUCCUCUCGGAGGCAGCGGUGAUCGCAGCCUCCGGGUCUGUUGGCCCCACGGUGCUGGAGGUUUUUAACACCCUGCUGAGGCAGCUGCGGCUCAGCAUUGACUACGCGCUGACGGGGAGCUACGACUGCGCCGCCGGCGUCAGCACCAAGAUCAUCAAGGAGCACGAGGAGAGGAUGUUCCAGGAGGCCGUCAUUAAAACCAUAGGGUCCUUCUCCAGCACGCUGCCCACCUACCAGCAGUCUGAGGUGAUGGUCUUCAUCAUGAACAAGGUGCCGCUCCCCUCCUCGCAGCAGUCCAUCGAGGCUGGCAAAGCUGGGGAGAACAGGAAUCGCCUGACACAGAUAAUGCUCCUGAAGUCCCUCCUCCAGGUCUCUGUGGGCUUCCAGUGCAGUAACAUGCUCACGGCACUUCCCAGCGCCUUCCUGGACAGGCUGCUCUCUGCAGCCCUCAUGGAGGAUGCUGAGAUCCGCCUCUUUGUCCUCGAGAUCCUCAUCAGCUUCAUCGAUCGCCACGGGAACCGGCAGAAAUUCUCCACCAUCAGCACCAUCAGCGACAUCUCGGUCCUGAAGCUGAAAGUGGACAAAUGCUCGCGCCAGGACACUGUCUUCAUGAAGAAGCACGGCCAGCAGCUCUACCGCCAUAUCUACCUAAUAUGCAAGGAGGAGAGCAACGUGCAGGCUCACUACGAGGCUCUCUACAGCCUGCUGAUGCUCGUCAGCAUCGAGCUGGCCAACGAGGAGGUCGUGGUGGACCUCAUCCGCCUGGUGCUGGCAGUGCAGGAGAUUGCCCAGAUCAACGAGGAUAACUUGACGGCGUACAACCGCUGCGCGCUCUUCGCCCUCGGUGCAGCUUACCUGAACCUCAUCAGCCAGCUCACCACCGUGCCCACCUUCUGCCAGCACAUCCAUGAGGUCAUCCAGAUGCGACAGAAGGAAGCGCCUUAUUUGCUCCCUGAAGAUGUGUUUGUGGAGCGACCCAGGUUGAGCAAGAGCCUUGACCGCCUGGGCCCGGAGGUUUUCUUCUGGCAGAGCAAAAUCAGCGAGGUGCUGGGCGGCAGCGGCUACAACUCGGACCGGCUCAGCACACCCUACAUCCCCCAGCUGACGGAUGAAGACCGCCUGUCCAAGAGGAAGAGCAUCGGCGAGACCAUUUCCCUGCAGGUCGAGGUGGAAUCGAGAAACAGCCCUGAGCGAGAGCAGCGAGCACCGGCGGAAGAGAUCACGUACGAGACGCUGAAGAAGGCGAUCGUAGACAGCGUCGCCGUGGAGGAGCAGGAGCGGGAACGGCGGCGGCAAGUGGUGGAGAAAUUUCAGAAAGCCCCGUUCGAGGAGAUCGCUGCCCACUGCGGCGCCCGGGCGACGCUGCUGCAGAGCAAACUCAACCAGAUCUUCGAGAUCACCAUACGGCCGCCGCCAAGCCCCUCCGGCACCAUCACAGCAGCCUACGGCCAGCCCCAGAACCACUCCAUCCCGGUGUACGAGAUGAAGUUCCCGGACCUGUGCGUGUACUGAAGGUGGCCGUGCUGGCAGGGCACAGCUCGCACCAAAGGACCUCGUGGGGAGAGACUGCCGGCCUCGUGCGGGACGGGUGGGGGGGGGGGGGGGGACACGGACGCCGAGGCCCACCCCCAAGAUCCGUCGGCACCCCCAAACCCCUCUCCUGUACUUUCUUUGCGUGACCCUUUGCCUCCGCAGCCACGUUUGCGGUGCGGGAGGCUCGGGGCGCAGCGGCGCGGGGAGGUGGGUAUUUUGCUGUGACCUCCCUCUCGGGUUUUGUUUUUCGGGAAGGGGAGAGGAGAUGCUUGGGCAUGUACAUCUUCCCGGCAUAAAGCAACCCUGUUCCCUGGGGGAUCCCUCCCCGCGUCGUCUGUCGGCCACGUCGCGAGCCCCUGUCGAGGGGGCAGGGCUGAACCUGGAGGGUGCGAGACUGGAAAAGGCAGGAGGGGGGUUUGGGGUGCAGCGCGCCGGGGCGCGGGGCAGCCACAAAACCAAAGCCUGCCCGAGCUGGUGCUUGAGGCAAAUACAGUCCCUACGUCCAGCUCCUGGGCUGUGAGCCUCCAUCUCCCCGUAGCCCCCCCCCCCCCCAUCACCCCGUGGCCAACUCCCCUGGGCGCUUCACCGCACCCCGAUGCCCGGUGCAGCACGAGGGUGGCGAUCGCCCCACCCCAGGGUGGGGACACACAGCAGCCUGGCUGGUUCCAGGUCACUUGAAAACACGAUUCCUUUGGGAAAACUCACUAUUUUUUGAUUGGGGGGGGGGGUGGGGGGGUGGAAACCCACGAGAGCCGUGCCUCUCGCCCGGGUCACUGGGCAGGCUGCUCGCGGCAGGGCUGGUGUGACUGAGCCCCUGUGGCACCUGGAGCGGUGACACGAGGCAUGAGCAACCACCGUGCUGGGGAAUAUUAACACAUUAACCCACCGUUUUCAUAUCUUCGGGGUGGGUUGUCACAGUUCUGGGGUUCCUGUCUCAAAGAAAUAAUUUUUUUUUUUUUUUUUUUUAAAGCAGAAUCACUCUGUCAAAGUCCAAUCUUAAAUGGCUCUUUGCCAUAAUCGCAAAGAAAGCCCAGUGCAGCAGGAAAGAGCUGCGAUAAGAUGUUGAAGGGGUCCUCCCUGCAGCCCCUGCAUCUGGCGGGCUGGGGAUCGAGCCUGUUCUUGUGCCGUAGGAUAAAACAGGAUUUGGGCUGAAGGGGAAAAGAGGCUGUCAAGAGUUUGACUUCAGACACGUGUGGUAGAAAAUUCUGGGUCCUACUAAACCGAAACUGCAAGGUGAAGACGGGAGGGAUGGGGAGGAAAGGUUGCUUGGGGGUGUUUGGUUGUUCACAGGGGAUGUUCAGUCGUUCACAGGGUCUCUCUUGCUCCAAAAUGCCUGUUUAAAUGUCAGUGCGCUAAGGCUGUUCCCAAAGUUGGGCGCUGCCCGCAGCUUCCCCACUGUCAGCCCUCCCCGAGCAGCCCGGGGGGCUCUCGGGGAGCCCCUUCCCCUCCGGCCAGACACGCUGCUUCUUUCUCUUUGCCCCAUGAAGAGACUCAGAAGGGUCUAAAGCUGGAGGCGUGGGAGCUGCUUUUGUACGUGGCGGAGGGGCAGCAGGGAAAGGAGCCGCUCGGCGUUCACCCCAGCUCUGCCCAGUCCCCCCUGGGUUCCCAUUUCUCUGCCACCUCUCCCUGCAGACCUUCAGGCAGUUAUUUUAAGCUGUAAUUACACGUUACCACCCCCUCUUUUUUUUUUUUUUAAUUUUUUUUUUUUUAACUCGGUGGCGGAUACAGUCAAUGCUCGCCCCGAGGUCACCGCUUGUUUGUGUGGUCGUGCUGUAAUCCGGCGUAAUAAUCUUCUGUUAAGAAAUGAUCUAGUUUAAGAGCACAGGAAAAACAAGGGUUUAUUUUGGUCCCUGGGCUGGAUCGUGGCGUGGCUCUGCCCGUGCCAGCCCUGCCCCUUGCUGCUGCCUCUCCUCAGGGUCCUCAUGUGUCUCUGUCCCCUGUCCCCAAGCCCUUUUUGCUCCCUGGGUUAGGCCUGGUCCAGCUGAAACCUGGGUUUUGGCUGGGGUGGGGGGGGGUUUGGGGUUGGCAGUGGGAAGGCAAACCAGGCUGCUCGGCGAAGCAGCGUUUGCGCCCGUGGUCUGUCCUAACGAAAAGCGCUAAAAUUUUUAACACAGCCCAUGCGGGAAAAGCGAUUAACCCUCACACGGUGUGUCCGGGGUGGGGGGGGGGGGAAAAAAACGACUCCGAAACUCUUCAAAACCACAAAGAAGCGGGGAAGGUGAGCGCAAGGUUUGGUGGCGCUGAAGGAGGGGAAGCCACGGGGACGCGGGCCCUCCUGUCCCCGUGCUUUUCACCUCCCGGCUGCCUGCGUCCCCCCAGCAUGUCUCACCGCUGCCCCUCCGCAGUCUGGGACCCAAAAGUCCCCCCCAGACACCCCCCCCACCCCCGGUGUAAGUGACCUGUUUGUACAUCACGUUUAGUUUAGAUACUUGUGUACGUAUAGAUGACAGAGUAUAUUUCUAUAAAGCCGACAGUUUAGGUGCAUGUGUGUGUUUCCAUCUCUGUAUUUCGGAGCACUGUGGCGUUUCCGUGUGUAGCCGAGGGCAAGGAGGGGAGGGGGGGGGGUGGGAACGGGCUGUUCAAAGGGCCAAGAAGCCAUUGGUAUUUUCAAAUGCACCGUCUUAAUGCCCUUUUCAAAUAAAUGUUGAUGUUGCCACAGUA